UCUCUCCGCGCGGUUUUUUGCGUUUUGCGGCGCCUCUGAGCUGUUAUUGAUUGAUACGAAUCAGCAGCGUACGCUACGGACACGCUUAAUUCAACUCCAACGUUUUAGCCUCAACGGAUCGCGGUAGCCAGAGCUCUGUGGUACCUCUGGCACUUGGUGCUCUCCCAGACUAUCGUGCGAGCCGUUCUUGUAAACUGCGAAGCCAUGAUGCUAUCCGCGGCAGUGCGCCGCAUUCCUCGAGCGGUACCGCGUGCGUCACUGCGUGAGCCGGCGGUGCGGAACUUCGCAGCGGUACCGAUCGUGCCGAUCAUCGGCGCGUUCCUCGCGAAGAAAGCAGUCGCUUCCUAUGCGAUCUUCAACGCCGUGCACUCGUACGGCAUCCCGAAGCUUUUCCGACAGGUCGCGCACGCGACGCGAGCGUGGGGCGUGGACGCGGCGGCGCGGCGCGAGUUUUUGUACCUCGUAAAAGGAGCGCUCCGCGCGCCGACGAGCGCUUAUUCUUUUGUUGAGAAUUCGUUUGCGGCCCGCGUCGUGGCCCACGUCGCGCAAAAUCCGGAACUGCGGGCCGAACUGAACAAACGGGUGCCUCCCGUGAUCGUCGAGGCCCUCCAGAGCGCGGUCCGACGGACGCCGGUAGGAAAAGCAUUCGACGCGGCGCUCGGCGUGCUGGAGAAGGUACGGCCGAAAACGUGAAUCAUAUAUGUAUUGUGUAAAUAGUUUUGAGGAC
Molecule: messenger RNA, 727 nt
Organism: Pelagomonas calceolata
Lineage: Eukaryota; Pelagophyceae; Pelagomonadales; Pelagomonadaceae
Source: the annotation of a GenBank genome assembly